GAUUAAAUAUUAUUAUCUCAUGUCCGAAAUUGAGAAAUUCUGAAUUCCUAAAGUCGUAUUCUUACUUGUAGUUCUGAAAUAAAUAUUGAAAAUUGUAAUGUGCAAGUGUAGUAACUUUUAUAUCUCGUUUUAGAAAGAUAAUUCUCUAAUCUAUCAUCUAUAUUAAAUAUUAAGUACCUUCAUCAUUUUAGUAAAAACGUCCUAAUCAAAUGUUCAAUGAUAUAAAAUACUUUUAGUUGUUAGGUAAUUAGUAUUUCUAGUAUAAUAUUCAGUCAGACAGUAUUAUAUUUGAAAAAUUAAUUUUUCCUGCAUUAAUUUAUCAUGUCGUUUAAUAGAGUUGAGGAAGAAUCGUUUAGCACAACUUUUGAUAUUGGAUCAUUACCUAAACACUAUGAAUUUAAUGAAUUUAUAUCAGAUGAAGAUACAGAAUCAGACAGAGAUGAUUUACCACGACUUGUACUUAUGGGCUUAAGAGGGAGUGGGAAAACUUCCAUACAGAAAGUGGUUUUUCAAAAAAUGUCGCCGAAUGAGACCUUAUUUAUUGGAAGUAAUAAUUCAAUGCUAAAAGAUGUUGUUAAUAAUUCAGCAUUUGUGAAUUUCCAAAUUUGUGACUUUCCUGGUCACUUUGACUUUACUGAUUCUGAAUAUGAUGUACAAUCUAUACUUCAAGGAUGCCAAUCACUUGUAUUUGUGAUUGAUGCUCAAGAUGCUAUAGCUAGUGCACUAAAUCGUUUACAUUCAGUUGUAACAAAAGCCUACAAAAUAAAUAAGAAUAUAAAGUUUGAAGUUUUCAUUCAUAAAGUAGAUGGACUCACAGAAGAUACUAAAAUGGAAACUCAAAGAGAAAUCCACCAAAGAGCUAAUGAUGAUCUUGUAGAUUCAGGAGACGAACAAAAAAUAUAUAUUAGUUUCCAUUUGACGUCAAUUUAUGACCAUAGCAUAUUUGAAGCAUUUAGUAGAGUUGUGCAAAAAAUGAUUCCUCAUUAUGCAACUCUUGAAAAUUUUCUGAACAUCAUUAUAUCAACAUCUGGAAUUGAAAAAGCCUUUUUAUAUGAUGUGAAAACUAAAAUAUAUGUAGCAACUGAUUCAUCACCGGUCGAUAUUCAAAGUUAUGAACUUUGUUGUGAUAUGAUUGAUGUUGUUAUAGACUUAUCAAAUAUUUAUGGGUUGGGCGAAAAUCCAGGAUUAAUGAAUGAUCCAGCUUUCGAUGAUCAAAGUUCAAGUCUAAUUAAACUAAAUAAUGGUACAAUUUUAUAUUUAAGAGAGGUAUGCAGUUUUUUGGCACUUGUAUGCAUACUAAGAGAAGAUAACUUUGAAAAACAAAGAAUUAUAGAUUAUAAUUUUGUGAUUUUACGAAAAGGUAUACAUAAACUUUUUGAAUUAAAAGAUAAAGAAAAAGAAAGUAUUGAACCUAGAAAGCCACCAUCAUAUAAGUAAUUAAUAAUUUAACUCAUUUAUGUUUGAAUAUUAUACCUAUUACUAAAUCUUUACUUUAUUUUAAGAUAUGUAAGUUUAUAUUUAAUUAUUAAUAAAAAUAAUGGAGGUAAUCAUUGUAAAACUUUUAAAAUUAAAAUGGUGUAAUAAAACAAAUAUAAAGUUAAUAAAUAAUUAUUAGUUAGACUUACAAAUAACAUUUUUUGUACAUUAAUUAUUAUUAUUUAAGCAAGGCAUUAUUUUGUCAUGUUAAAAUAGAAUAGUUUUCAGGAAAAUAUUCAUUAUUAAAUUAAAUGAUACCUUAAUCAUAUUGAAUACUAGUAUUAUAUUAUAAUAUGAAGGGUGUUCAUAGAGUAUGUACUUUUAUUUUUUAUAAUCACUUUUAUUUUGUACUAUUAUAUUAUACAUGUACUAUUAUUACUUCGCCAUUCAACCUUGGCCACACUUUUUUCUGUCUACCUACCGUGGACACCGAGUUGAUUGUCAUCCUCAAACCACUCUAUAUAAAAAUGAUUCAUCAACAUUGUGAAAAAGCAGUUAUGCAGUUGAUGGGGAAAAAAUCACAAUCAAAUUUCUCGAGUAGAACAAGUACUAUUGUUGUUGAUACACUGGAAGUUAAAAAUAGAUCACAGUUGGAAACUUGUUCAACAAAAAGCUAGUAUAACUUCAUAACUUAGUAUAGUUACAAUUAAAAUUUUCUGAAUUAAAGUUGCACACUAAUUCAUGACCCAAGAAAAAAAUAGAGAAAUUAGUUUUAUUGGAUACCUCUUGACACUUGCAUAAAAAUAAAAUCAGAGUACAAAAACCUCAAUUUCACUAUGUGAAAAUUACAUAUAUUUUUUUUUUUAAAGAGGCUUAUUCUAGGCCAUUUAAGCCUAUUGCCGCUUCCACUAUCUCCCUCCAUAUUUCUCUGUGCUCUGCCAGUUCUUCUCUGUUCAUAACUCCCAACAUUCUGAGGUCUUCCUUGCCUCGGUCCUCCCAUCGUUGCCUAGGCCUUCCUCUCACAUGUCAUUUGAAAGAGUUUGGAACUUUAAGUACUUAGGAGUAGAUAUAAACUCGCGGGCAGAUAGCCAUGAAGAAAUACACAGAAGAAUCACAGCUGGCAACAAAUGCUAUUAUUCAUUAGUCCAAUUAUUUAAAUCUAAAAUAUUAUCAAGAAGAACAAAAAUCAGAUUAUAUAAGACUCCCGUCAGACCAAUUGUACUGUAUGCUUGUGGAGCAUGGGCGUCUACCAAAUCUGACGAAAACAAAUUAAUAAUUUUCGAAAAGAAAAUCCUACGAAAAAUAUUUGGACCAAAGAAAAACGAUGAAGGUAGCUAUGAAAUAAGAUCAAACAGAGAGCUGAAUACUCUAUUUAAUGAACCCAAUAUAGGUGCCACACUCCAGAGCCAGAGAAUAAAGUGUGCCGGACACAUCUGGAGAGCAAAAGGCCAACUUAUACUGGCCAUCACGAAAUGGAAAUUACAUAUACAUAUAAUUAUUAAUAUAAUAUUGAAAGACACAUAGUAUUAUAAUAUUUAAAAAUUGCAACUACAUUACUAUAAAGCAAACUUUUUUUUUUUUGGUCAUUAAGCCCGGCAACUAUGGCCAUUAGCAGUUUGUUUGUUUAUUUGUGGGGGAGGAUACUGUUGGUUGGUAAACACGUGUGUGUAGUUUUAGACAGAUUUUUCAAGUGGGCACCCGUAGGUAUCUGCUAUGCCCGGGUGGGGGAUGGCGGCACUUGUUCUCCGGACACCGUGACUUGUCCGUAGAAAAAUGCCGCCCAUGGCUGAGGAAUCGUACUCGGGUCGACUGUGUCGCAG
Metopolophium dirhodum (rose-grain aphid) is the source of this 3236-nucleotide messenger RNA. RefSeq names its product ras-related GTP-binding protein C (gene RagC-D). Gene Ontology annotation, cellular component: lysosome; nucleus; Gtr1-Gtr2 GTPase complex. Gene Ontology annotation, molecular function: GTPase activity; GTP binding. The record is from RefSeq and is a predicted model, not a curated record. Lineage: Eukaryota; Metazoa; Arthropoda; Insecta; Hemiptera; Aphididae. The transcript is spliced from 8 exons. Gene Ontology annotation, biological process: cellular response to starvation; cellular response to amino acid stimulus; regulation of autophagy. Bases 322 to 1437 code for a protein of 371 amino acids.